AUGUCGGCUUUAGCUUACAGGCAGCCGUUGUCUGUACAGGAAAUGACUGCUCCCUCGCUACAGUCUCUUGAACAGACACCAGAAAACCCCAUCUUCGACUCGCGACUGAACGAUCCAAAUAGGCCCAAAAUUGCCUCAUUCUAUACAAACGAUCGUGAAAACAAACCCCACGGCACUACCUCACACUGCGAUCUUGUAUCAGGACCCGAGUCCUUCGAGUUAUACUCUCAGGCUGGUGGCGAGCCUUUGAUGGAGCUCCAACAAAAGCUCAGGCAAGCAACCAAAGUGUAUGUCGAGACAAUCAAGCAAGCAACCAAAGUGUAUAGCGAGACAGUACAGAGACUCUCGAAUGACUACAUAGGACACGGCAGAGGCACGAGCCGUAUGGAAGUAGUGCCUGAUCCGCAAGACGAACCGAUCGAGAAUGGAGCCUUUGCCCUUAGCACCACUACGAAUACACAGCGUUCAGGAGCAACCAUUGGUCUAGCAAGAUCUUCAAGUCAAGGAAUCACAAAGAACAACAGCUCUCGAAAAUAUUCUGUGAAUGAGAUAAGUAAGAUCAGCAAGUACAGCAGAUGUAAGGAAUGA
Pyrenophora tritici-repentis Pt-1C-BFP is the source of this 588-nucleotide messenger RNA. RefSeq lists its product as uncharacterized. NCBI's taxonomy places the organism in Eukaryota, Fungi, Ascomycota, Dothideomycetes, Pleosporales, Pleosporaceae. The record is from RefSeq and is a predicted model, not a curated record.